GUACCGUGCUGCUAUCGCACUCACUCACAAUUGUUCCUUGACAAAUCAGAGCACCGGCAGUUCUCAAUUUCAUCAUUUCCUCCCACACCACAACCGCCAUCGAGAUGUCUCUCGCGCUACGCCUGGCUGUCAGGGCUCGCCCAUCACCAUUUCCCCCGUGCCGAAAAUUACUACCAUUACCUGUCACCAGAUCUUUGCAUAAUUCGCCCGCGGAUUCAGCAACCCCACUCCCAAUCACGGCUCACGGCCCGCCACCGAAACCGCCGGUCCCGGCAGCAAGCGAGAUAUGCGAACUACGGAGGAGACAGAAAGCCGAGAGGGCUAAUCCAGGGAAGAAGCUCUGGAAGGAAGUCAGGGUUGAGAAGCGGGAUAGUAGUUUCCCAAUCUUCCCUUGAUUUCCUGGGUCACCAAGACUGAUAUGUUAAAGGUGGACUGGCGAUACUCCUCGACAAGCUACCCAUCCGAACGCCACUCAAGAAGGCGAUUGUCGUUCCCAAGAACAAGCCGUUGCUUGCCGAUGCAGUCGCUCUAGAAUGGAGUCUUCUAAACAGCGCACAGGACGCUCUUACGAAACGUUAUCGAACACCACUCACCCAGCUCGCCGCACGAGUAAUUGACAUGCACGAACCGAACACUUUUACUCCUUCCCGGGAUGCCACUAUCAAGAGCGCGAUGGGUUACCUCAACACCGACACAUUAAUCUUUUGCGCUCCUACAACACCCAAGGAACACCGCCACCCAAACAAGAAGACUCUCCGGGAACUUCAGGUGGCGGAAGCUAAGCCUGUUGUUGAGUGGCUAACAACUGUCCUCUGGCCCCGCACGGUAAUCGAGUACAACAACGGAGAUUUCGGCAUCACGGCUACGGCACAGCAACCGUCUGAUACGGAGAAGGUUAUAAUGGGAUGGCUGGAGGGAUUGACGGAUUGGGAUCUGGUUGCGCUGGAGAUGGCGACACUGUCGAGCAAGAGUCUCCUGAUUGGCGCGAGGUUGGUGGCGGAGUGGAGUUCCGACGUUGGGGUUGGGGGGAAGAGUUGGGGGAUUGAGGAGGCUGCUAGAGCUGCGAGCGUUGAGGUUAGGUAUCAAACAAAGAUCUGGGGAGAAGUCGAAGAUACACAUGAUGUGGAUAAGGAGGAUAUCAAGAGGCAGCUGGGAGCUGCUUGGCUGAUGGCUCUUGGGGGGGCGAGGUAAACCUCUGCACGAUACGCAGCGCUUGCCCAAGGCUAUAUCAUACAUGUACUUUAGUUUGUCGUUUCCACCUUAAUUGGGUCGGCUGCAGACUUGUGGUGCCAUACUCAAGUGUCAGACUAUCAAGAGCUCUAUUGACGAGGCACCAUAUGGACCAGAGAUGCGAAGUGCACGCGGGGCCAUGCAAAUCAUCAAUUCCGGCAUGGUCGCGCAAUGCCCCUGUUACAUCAAUACUCGAGUGCCGGUAUGAUAGGACCCUUUACAUGCGCGCAGCCUGCGUCUGCUGGUCGACGACCAAAGGAGGGGUCCGGCAGUUUAGGUCCCAGCUG
Tuber aestivum (summer truffle) is the source of this 1517-nucleotide messenger RNA. NCBI's taxonomy places the organism in Eukaryota, Fungi, Ascomycota, Pezizomycetes, Pezizales, Tuberaceae. The record is from the annotation of a GenBank genome assembly.